Messenger RNA from Protopterus annectens (West African lungfish), 888 nucleotides. RefSeq names its product melatonin receptor type 1C-like. Bases 1 to 888 code for a protein of 295 amino acids. The transcript has 2 exons. Gene Ontology annotation, cellular component: membrane. NCBI's taxonomy places the organism in Eukaryota, Metazoa, Chordata, Ceratodontiformes, Protopteridae. Gene Ontology annotation, molecular function: melatonin receptor activity. The record is from RefSeq and is a predicted model, not a curated record. Gene Ontology annotation, biological process: G protein-coupled receptor signaling pathway.
AUGGCUACUGCAAUGGUAUUUAUCACUUUAGCAGAUCUUCUUGGAAACAGCUUGGUUAUUUUGUCAGUUUUGAGGAGCAGAAAACUAAGAAAUACCGGUAAUGUUUUUGUUAUCAGCCUGUCUAUUGCUGACCUUAUCGUUGCCCUGUAUCCCUAUCCUGCAUAUUUGACUGCAAUAAUCAAUGGCACUUGGAUACUGGGAAAGAUGCAAUGCAAAGUAAGUGGGAUUCUCGCAGGCAUGAGCGUCAUUGGUUCUGUCUAUAGUAUUACAGCUAUUGCAGUCAACAGGUAUUGUUACAUCUGUCACAGUAGCAGAUACGACAAGCUGUACAGUAUGAAGAACACCUGUUGCUAUUUUGUGAUACUCUGGAUACUGACUAUCAUUGUUUUGCUGCCGAUCAUCUUUGUCGAUGCUUUGCAGUAUGACCCACGGGCAUACGCAUGCACAUUUAUACAGACUGUUAAUGCAACAUGUGCCAUGUCUGUAGCUGUUAUCCACUUUAUUGUUCCUGUUUCAAUCGUAAUCUUCUGCUAUUCAAGCAUCUGGAUCUUACUUAUUCGGGUCAAGUAUCGAGUCAGACAGAACAGCAAGCAGAAACUGAAAUCUUCCGAAGUACGCAGUUUUCUGACUAUGUUUGCAGUGUUUGUGAUUUUUAUCAUUUGCUGGGGUCCAUUUAGUAUUAAUAGCCUGAUUGUAGGCUUCAGUCCUCCUGGGAGAGCUCCAAAAAUUCCUAACUCACUGUAUGUGCUAAAUUAUUUUGCUGCUUAUUUUAACAGCUGCCUUACUGGCAUUAUUUAUGGAAUCAUGAACAAAACCUUUCAGCAGGAGUACAAGAAGAUACUUGUGUUGUUAUGCUUUCCAGUACUAAUGUGCAGGAAGACUUCUUAA